Messenger RNA from Dendronephthya gigantea, 2331 nucleotides. Its product is annotated as sister chromatid cohesion protein DCC1-like. The transcript has 13 exons. Gene Ontology annotation, cellular component: Ctf18 RFC-like complex; chromatin; nucleus. Gene Ontology annotation, biological process: mitotic sister chromatid cohesion; maintenance of mitotic sister chromatid cohesion. The record is from RefSeq and is a predicted model, not a curated record. The coding region runs from base 1 to 1197 and encodes 398 amino acids. Lineage: Eukaryota; Metazoa; Cnidaria; Anthozoa; Malacalcyonacea; Nephtheidae.
AUGGCUGCGACAAGACCUAGAACUUUAGACCAAGUUACAGAUGCAGCCAAUGCUGCAGGACUAAAGAAAACAAGUGGUGUCAUUCAGGUGCUAAAAUUCUCAGACAAUCUUAUGAGCGAAAAUUAUAAACUGUUAGAGUUACCUUCUGGAGUAUUGGAUAGCUUUGAGAAUGGUGAACGGAUUGUUAUCCGUGGUGAUGUACAGGAUGAUGCUGUGCUGUGUACAGAGAAUGACACAUUUGAUCUGAAGCUUGCUGACAUGUCCAAUACAAUGCUACUGACUUCAAACACACUCUUACCUACAAUGACAGAAUUUGAUUCCUCAGAAGUCCUAAAAGAAAGUGAGAUAUGUGGAUGUGUAUCAAUGUAUUAUGAAUUAAGACACUGUCAGGCAAAACUACAGGGAUUGAAGAAGCUGUUAGAAGAGACGUCCUACAGGGGAGAGACAUUUGAAAAACAAGUGAAAGAUGGAUUAUUUGUUAGAUAUACGCUUGAGGAUUUACGCGAGAGAGUCCAGGCCAGUGAAAAUGAGCUAAGAAACGGAUUAAGGGAGAUGGAAGCACUUGAAAUAAAUGGCUACUGGCGGAUAUUGGAGACAGAAUAUCGUGAAAAAGUCGUGGUCGCCAUCCUUAAUUUACUGGAUGAAAACUCCUGGAGUUAUGAUCGCGUACCUAUGAAAGAAACAUGCGACGUUUUGGAAGAACUGGAACCAAGAUUUGUAAUUUCCCAUUGCCUGAAGUGCUAUGGAGAGGUUGUCUCAAUGAAAACAGAAGAAGGUAACGAGGAAACUUACUAUAAACUAUCAGAAGCCAAAGUUUGUACAUUUUAUGCGGAGUUUCUUUUACGACCAGCAGGAAGGUUCAACUAUUAUGAGUUUAUGGAAGCCUGGAAACAGACGGUCCCUGAGGGAAUGCACGUGGACGACACUCAUCUUCAGGGUAUUGCUCUAAGCGAUAUGGCGUCAUCACCAGCUGUCAUAUGGCAUUUUCCAAAGGAUAAUCUUCCCUCUGAUCCGGCAAUGAGAUUUAAUAAGCUGUUCAAGACCAGAGAAAAAUGGACGUUAGAUGACAUCCAGCCAUACUUAGCAGAUUUGGAAUCGCCUGGUCAGUCAUUGAAAGCUUUAUUACUGAAAUAUGCCCGCUGUUCAACAGACGCGACUGGAAAUAAAGUUUACAACUCAAAGCGACCACUGAACUGAAUGGUUAGAUAACGCAAAAGUAAAAAAUACAAAAUCGGAAGGAAGAUCCGAAGAUAAUCCCACGAUUCCAUGUGGAACUAACGUGAAUGUUGGUAGAAAAAAAAACAAGUGGACAGUAAUACUAAAACCUUCGGCUUCACUCGAUUGGCAAAGAAAUAUGUUUAUUAUACAUGUACAUACUGAUAUAGCAACUAGUUCGCAGGGAUAAGGUUGAGAAUAUUGAAGAAAUAUGAAGGCAGGGACUGGGUUGAGUAUUGAAUGGGAUUACGACGUAGCAGGAAGAGAUAUUGACGUCAUUAUCUGUGACAUUACCAUCAGAUAUAACCACUGGAUAUAACGGAUUUAUUCAACAGUGUUAUAACCACUGGAUAUAACGGAUUUAUUCAACAGUGUUAUAACCACUGGAUAUAACGGAUUUAUUCAACAGCGUUAUAACCACUGGAUAUAACGGAUUUAUUCAACGGCGUUAUAACCACUGGAUAUAACGGAUUUAUUCAACGGCGUUAUAACCACUGGAUAUAACGGAUUUAUUCAACGGCGUUAUAACCACUGGAUAUAACGGAUUUAUUCAACGGCGUUAUAACCACUGGAUAUAACGGAUUUAUUCAACGGCGUUAUAACCACUGGAUAUAACGGAUUUAUUCAACAGCGUUAUAACCACUGGAUAUAACGGAUUUAUUCAACGGCGUUAUAACCACUGGAUAUAACGGAUUUAUUCAACAGUGUUAUAACCACUGGAUAUAACGGAUUUAUUCAACAGUGUUAUGACCACUGGAUAUAACGGAUUUAUUCAACAGUGUUAUAACCACUGGAUAUAACGGAUUUAUUCAACGGCGUUAUAACCACUGGAUAUAACGGAUUUAUUCAACAGUGUUAUAACCACUGGAUAUAACGGAUUUAUUCAACGGCGUUAUAACCACUGGAUAUAACGGAUUUAUUCAACGGCGUUAUAACCACUGGAUAUAACGGAUUUAUUCAACAGCGUUAUAACCACUGGAUAUAACGGAUUUAUUCAACGGCGUUAUAACCACUGGAUAUAACGGAUUUAUUCAACAGCGUUAUAACCACUGGAUAUAACGGAUUUAUUCAACAGUGUUAUAACCACUGGAUAUAACGGAUUUAUUCAACGGCGUU